Molecule: messenger RNA, 1983 nt
Organism: Lingula anatina
Lineage: Eukaryota; Metazoa; Brachiopoda; Lingulata; Lingulida; Lingulidae
Cellular component (GO): extracellular region
Molecular function (GO): chitin binding
Source: RefSeq, a predicted model, not a curated record
CCUUGUUUACCCUGAGACGGAGGCAGCCUUGAUAGUGACUUGUACGGUCAUACUGCAGGAAAGCUGUCGACCAACACAACUAAUAGAAAAUGGGGGGCGUCAUCAUCGCAAGGAUCGCUGCAGUCGCCAUGAUGAUCCACACCCUGGUCUCUGCCCAGGCCCCCUCUGGCCUGAAACCAAAAGACAUCUCGGCAUAUCCUGUUAAGAAUGCAUUACGCGUCUAUGACUGCAAAGACUGGCCCGACGGGUUCUACGCCGAUAACAAUGACUGCCGUUUCUUCUAUAUCUGCGCCAACGGCACGAUGUCCAAGCCCGGCGGGGCGUUCCAUUGCCCUAACAAGGAGAGGGUGUACUACGACAAGCUGAAGAAGAGCUGUGUCACAGCAAGAGAGAUAGGAGGACAGUGCGACAAACAUAAAAGACAGCCAUGGCCUCCACUGAGUCGAGACUGGAAAUGUCCCAAGGGAAAGAGCGGCGGUAGAGCACACCCAGACUGUACGCACAUGACACUGUGUUUCUCUGGCCGCCAGAGCAAAGCGGUGUGCGCGAACGGCCAGGUGUUCGACGAGAUCUCGGGACGGUGUGCGCCUUACGAGAAGUCCAAGGAUGUCUGUACGCCGUGGGGGGCCAGGACCACGUGGCCCGGGUACACCUCUACCACGACCACCACUGCUGCCCCCUAUACCACCACGACCACCACCCCCGGGACCACGGAGAGCACCGUGCCCCAGUCCACCACACCGUUAUUUGUAUGCCCCAACCGCAGGACGGCCAUUUACCACCAUCCCAGACAGUGCGACCAGUUUCUGAUAUGUCGUAAGGGGAGGUUCCGGGCCAGACCGUGUCCCAAUAAAAACUACUGGUUCAGCAAGCGCAAGAUGACCUGUGUGCUGAAGGGGAAGUUGAAAGAUGAAUGCGAGCUGGAAUCAGGGUUACGAUGGGAAGUUAUACCUUCUACUACAACCACGCCCCCUACCACACUCGGUCCUACCACGCCCCCUAUCUACGACUGCCAGGGGGAGGACGGUAACUUCCCCCACCCCACAGGCUGCAGUAGCACCUACUACCAGUGUAUAUAUGGCGGGACGCGGGUGAACGAGCUGACCUGUCCGGGGGACUUGGUGUUCAACCCUGACACUGAGUGGGGAGGGCAGUGUGACCUCAAGGAGUGGACGCCAGUCUGUAAUGGCUCGGCACCCACCACGACAACGACUGAGUCUACCACCCCCGGGCCGACCACUCCCCCUCCAUACGACUGUAAGGGCCAGGACGGCUACUUCCCCCACGCGUCCGGCUGCAGCCAGACCUACUACCAGUGUAUAUUUGGAGGGACGAGGGUCGUGACGCUGCAAUGCAGCGGGGAGUUAUACUUCAACCCCAAGACCGUGCAGCUAUGUACUUAUAAGAAUAGAGUUGCUGGUUGUGAUUAAUGGCUUGCAGGAGUACAUAUACAGUCGAGACUAUACAGUUGAUUGAAAGAUAAAUUUAAAAAAUGUUAUGACGACUACGGGAAAACUUGUUGAGAUAAUAUUUGCAUAGGUUUCGAAUAUAUAUAAAUACUAGACUUAAAAUGUCCGUUAUCCGAUAAUUGUGACCGACUUCGGCUGGUUCACGUGAGCGUCGUCAUAGUAACAUGUUAAUGAUUACAGGCAAAUCUGUUGACAGUCAUUGUAAGGCAGGGAAGAUAUACACGAUUUUAAUGCCAGGAGGUAGGAUAAACAUUUAAACUGGUCACUGGUCAUUUUGUCACUUGUAUUUAUAAGCGUGUAUUAUGGUGUAUUGGAUAUGUUUGGAUUAAGAGAUGUAGAGUGGGUAUAACAUUAUUGUCAAACCUGUCCAAUAUUUUCAUGUUUGUAAAUUUCCAGAUUGAGAUGUCGUCAGUGAGUAACAGGUUAUGCAACAGCUAUGUGGAAAUGCGUAGAUUUCAGAAUGUCUCUAUUAUUAAUGUGACAAUAAAUUUCUACUCACGUUUUACUUUCUACA